Schistosoma mattheei is the source of this 701-nucleotide messenger RNA. Lineage: Eukaryota; Metazoa; Platyhelminthes; Trematoda; Strigeidida; Schistosomatidae. The record is from the annotation of a GenBank genome assembly.
AUGCCAUUAUGGUAUAAUCAUUUAUGUCAUUUAAUUCCACCAAUUGCUUUGGUACUCGAUGCUUACUUAUGUCAUCCGAAAAUAGUUUCAUUCUACAAUGCAUUAAAGAUCGAAUGUUUCAUUGGAAUCAUUUAUAACAUCUUCAUAGAAACUGGAAUAAUUUUAUGGAAUACAUCACCAUAUCCACAAUUUCUUAAAUAUAAUCUAUUACUUAGAUAUUUCAAUUAUACAAUCACUUGGUCUAUAUCUAUUGGAUUUUUAUUACUUGGUAAAAAAUUUAUUCAUUAUUUACAUAAAAGUAUAAAAAAGAAAAUAAAAGUAACAAAUUCACAUGAUGAUUUAAAAGAAAAAAGAUUGAAAACGAAGAAAAAAUAGGAGAAAAAAAAGAGAUGAAAGAAAUACCAAAGUUGAAUAAAUCAUCAACACCCCUAUUAUCACCACCCCGCCCCCCACCAUCGUCACCACUACCACCAUCAACAACAACAACAUUAAAAAAGAAAAGAAAAGAAAGAAAAGUACUCUUGUUUAUUUCUUAUUUUUCUGUUUUCUUUCUAAUAUAUAUAUAUAUCAUUAAUAUUUGCUUUAAGAAUAAUAUAGUUAUCAUGAAUUGUCAAUGAAAAUGAUUAUAGGAAUGUUUAAAGGGACUAGUUACCGUUUGAUAAACUUCAACUCUACAAUUGUAUACAUCAUUUCAAUGUGAC